AUGGACAAAGUUUUGCUAAUACUAAUGUCAGUCCUGAUUGGUUUUACAAUUCUAUUAAUUCAAUACUACAUCCAAACAAAUGGUUUCAAAAAUCCAAUUUCAAUAUUAUCAUCAUCAACAUCAACCAAAUCAUCCAAAAAUUUAAAUAAACCAACAUUUUUAAUAUGUGGAAUUACAAAUAGUGGGAAAACUUCAUUAUAUUAUAAAUUAUUAACUGGAGAUUUUAAAACUACAGUAUCUUCAAUUCAACCAAAUAUUGAUAUGAUAAAUUUACCUAUUUCAAAACCGACUAUUGGUAAAAAAUUUCAGAUAGUGGAUUAUCCAGGUCAUUUAAAAUAUUGGAACUUAUUUAAGAAUCUUAUUUUAAAUGAUAUUAAAUUAAAUAAUAUAAAGGGAAUAAUAGUAGUUUUAGAUUCAAGCUCUAAAAAAUGGUUAAAUAAUCAAGAAUUAGAAAAAAUUACAAAAUUUUUAUAUAAUUUAAUAUCAAUAACUGAAAGAAAACAAAAUGGUAUUGAUUAUUUAUUCGCUAUAAAUAAAUUAGAUUUAUUUGAUUCAUUACCAACUCCAAAAAUUAAAACUAUAUUAGAAUUAGAAAUUAAUAAAUUAAUUAAAAAUGAAAUUAAUAAUGUUAAUAAAACAUCAGGUAUUGAUAAUAAUACAAUUGAAGAAGAUGAAUUUGAUGAUUCUAAUAAAGAAAAUUUAAGAGAAUUUUGGUUAAGUAUUAUUGGUAAUUCUCAAGUUUUUACAUUUGAUAAAUUAGAAGGUAAUAUGGAUUUUCUUGGUGGUUCUAUACUUAAGGGAAACAUUGAUAAAUGGGAAGAUUGGUUAGAUGAAAAAGUAAUGAAUCCAUGA
Messenger RNA from Lodderomyces jiufengensis, 852 nucleotides. RefSeq names its product Signal recognition particle receptor subunit beta. The transcript has a single exon. Lineage: Eukaryota; Fungi; Ascomycota; Pichiomycetes; Serinales; Debaryomycetaceae. Bases 1 to 852 code for a protein of 283 amino acids. The record is from RefSeq and is a predicted model, not a curated record.